Messenger RNA from Lacerta agilis (Sand lizard), 3227 nucleotides. Its product is annotated as rho-related GTP-binding protein RhoG-like. NCBI's taxonomy places the organism in Eukaryota, Metazoa, Chordata, Lepidosauria, Squamata, Lacertidae. Gene Ontology annotation, biological process: actin filament organization; establishment or maintenance of cell polarity; small GTPase-mediated signal transduction. Gene Ontology annotation, cellular component: cell projection; plasma membrane; cytoskeleton. The record is from RefSeq and is a predicted model, not a curated record. The coding region runs from base 135 to 710 and encodes 191 amino acids. The transcript has 2 exons. Gene Ontology annotation, molecular function: protein kinase binding; GTP binding; GTPase activity.
GGCGGCGGUGUGGGGGCGGUUUCCCUCAGCCGGAUACAGCUUCUCUUCGGCCGGCGGCGGUUGCAGCUGACGGGAGAGAGCGAGCGAGAGAGAUCAGGGGGGACCCCAAGGACUCUUCCCUUCAGAGCAGAAGAAUGCAGACGAUAAAGUGCGUGGUUGUUGGCGACGGAGCUGUGGGGAAGACCUGCUUGCUCAUCAGCUACACUACCAAUGCAUUCCCUGAGGAAUACAUUCCCACGGUGUUCGACAACUACAGCGCUCAGAUGACUGUUGAUGGCAGGAUGGUUAGUCUGAAUCUCUGGGACACGGCAGGCCAGGAGGAAUAUGACCGCCUGCGCACCCUCUCCUAUCCUCAGACCAACGUCUUCGUUAUCUGCUUCUCCAUUGGGAGCCCCUCCUCGUACGCAAACGUGAGGCACAAAUGGCACCCUGAGGUGUCUCACCACUGCCCAAAUGUGCCUAUUCUUCUUGUUGGCACCAAGAAGGACUUGAGAAGUAACACGGAGACAGUGAAGAAGCUGAAGGAGCAGAGCCUGGGCCCCACCACCCCCCAGCAGGGGACGUCACUGGCCAAGCAGAUUGGAGCAGUCAAAUACUUGGAAUGUUCAGCGCUGAACCAGGAGGGGGUGAGAGAAGUCUUUGCUGAAGCUGUGCGUGCCGUUUUAUACCCUGUGACAAAGAAGAACUCCAAGAAGUGCCUUCUGUUGUAGUCGCCAAGGAACGUGGAGCAAGGACUGAGGGCUUUGGGUUGUUUUGAAGGUCGCCUCCUUAAUCUAAUUGCAUCUUGCACUAAUGGCUCUAAAGAGAUAUAUUUCUUUCCGCAAGUACUCCUGCAGUUCAGGUGCCAGUUCCAGCAGACUGGAACAAAAGACAUCAAUUCCAAGUUUUAAGAUCAGCCUAUCUGCCAUAUUCUCAGUGUCUAUGCUUACGCAGUUCUCCAUCUCUUCAGUGGAGGAGAGCUGCAGCCAAGAGAGACUUCCAAGCCAAGUGCUUUCUUUGCUAUACAAACCUAAGAUACAGUCCUUUCUGAAGGAGACAGUAAUCUGUUUUGAUUCAUGUGCCACUGUUGCUUUUCCUAGCAAUUUCUUCAUCAGUUAGCUGUCUUUUGUAUAGAUAGGGCUGUGCCUUUCCAAUAACUGUGUCAAUUUGUCAAGAGUGUUUUAGAACAUGUUCUGAAUUUUAGAAUGUCUCCACUGUGGGAUGCAAGCACCACAUGUGGUAACAGAGAUUUAGAAACUGAGAGGGCUUUCAACAAGCUCCAAACUACUCUGUGCUCCUCUUCAUGGAAUUGGAUGCAGAUUCCACAAACUUGUUCUGGGAUUGGGAGCUAGUCCCUUUUUGCUUUCAGGGUUAGAAAACUGGGCUUUAAAAUGCAGCUCAUUGUUUCUGGAGGGUGUCCCUCAGCUGUGUGAUUAAGCCAAGGCAUCCUUUCAAAAGCUGACUUUGCCACAUACCCUUUUAAAGCUGGGCUUGCACUCCACAGGAUGAGAUUUCCUUUCUCAGCCUGCCAUAAGAGUCCAUCACUCCAAGACUAUACUCUUGUUGUGCCUGCUGUAGGAGGAUGCCUUGAUGGCAUUGCUGCCAGGCCAACUAAACCCCACAAUGAAGAGAGAGUGCCCACUCACUUGAUUUUAGGUAUGUUUUAUACUGUUGGAGGCUUACUGAACCCAGCUACGCUACAGGUACCCUUAAAUAAACUCUGGACUGGCUGUCCUUUAUGUCCAUGGGCACCGUGGCAGUGCCCAUCAUUUCCUCAGCAUAUGCCUCCUUCCCCAAAUGUUGUGGUUGACCGUAAAUCUUAUGAAUUGGUAUAGAUGGCAGAGAUCUGCCUGCUCUAGAGCAGAAGGUCUCAUUUGCUCACUACAUCCCACCUGCCUUUUUAAUAUAAUUGCCAAUGCUACAAAACAGUACUGUAUUUCUGUGCCUUUUCAUUAGUACUAUGUUUUCUCCUGCAGGUGAAAAUGUCAGUAAUUUCUUGCCUUCUAAACUUUCAGGUGUAAAUGAUAUUAAAAUAUUGCACUGGUUUGUUGACCUCUUUAGGACAUAGGUACCCAAUAUAGGUGCAUAUAGGCAGGGUUUUAACUUUCACUGAAAUAUUAACUUCCCUUUCUUGGAAAAGAAACUUGUGCAAGUGCUUUUUUAAAAGAAAACAUGCAUUUCUAGCACCACAGCUGAUUUAAUCUAGUGGCAUUAAGGAACCUUUUUUUACUUAUGAUGAUUUGUGGCCAUAUUCAAGAUCUUUAGUUUAUUGGGAGCCUGAUGCUUCAUAGCAUCUCUCUGGCCAAGGAUAGCUUAUUUAUUUGAUCAACAAGUUUGUUAAUUGCAGUUCUUGUGAAAUGAGUGUUUUCUCCGCAGGUAUGCUGCAUUGCUGCCAAGGAACAAAACAAUACUGAGGAGAAUUCUGUUCCUUUUUCUUUUUAAAGCUCAGCACCAUUUCAAAAUGAAUUAUUUAUGUUUUUAUAUGACGAUCGUUCUGAUUACAAAUCUGGUGUGUGUAAAUGGAGAGUAAACUUUGCCUGACUUUAGAAUCGCAGUACUUGUGAGCUGUCCUCGGUAUUGAUGCCAGUAAAAUACAAGCGUAAUGGAGCUAGACAGAUAACUGAGACCAGGUGCAAAGCCAGUAUAGUUCACAUCAUGGAUGAACAAAAUCUGCACCUAGAUGUCCUGAGAGUGGAGGCUAACCUGACUAGAUCACUGCAAUUGAAAUUGGAUUUUCUCUUCCUCCUCCCCACAUAGCCUGGGUCCUUUGGCUGUGAUCUGACCAUUCUCAGGAUUUCGUGGAGACAUACCCAUUCUUGGUGACUAGGGAACACAGUUAAAUAUGGUUUGGUCUAAUCUGUGUAUCCAAAUGCUUUUUUGAACAUCAAACAAAAUCAUAACUGUGUUAGGCUCUGGUGCCUUUAGGCCCAGAAAUAUUGUGGACUAGGCUCUGCAAGCCAAUAGUUGUUUUUUUUUACUUGGAUGUUUGUGUAGAAUGUGCAGGCCCUAAAACCUUGCAAAGCUUUCUGAUCUGCCUGUUGGAAGGAAUUUCUCUAGGUUGAGGUUUUACAUGGUUGAUGGGUGUGCCACAUGUGCCUUAAUGUGCAAGGGGAAUCUGAGACUGUGUGGUACUGAAACAUACACUGGCAACUGAUUUUAUAGUUAAAAAAUAAAUUUGUAUGGCGACUAACGGAGUUAUUUUUAAAUUAUGCAGAAUUAAAUUGUAAUAAAGCAUUUUCUUGUUUUUU